Messenger RNA from Mugil cephalus (flathead mullet), 3423 nucleotides. RefSeq names its product probable ATP-dependent RNA helicase DDX17. Gene Ontology annotation, cellular component: ribonucleoprotein complex; nucleus; cytoplasm. Gene Ontology annotation, biological process: alternative mRNA splicing, via spliceosome. The transcript is spliced from 13 exons. The record is from RefSeq and is a predicted model, not a curated record. Gene Ontology annotation, molecular function: RNA binding; RNA helicase activity; ATP binding. Lineage: Eukaryota; Metazoa; Chordata; Actinopteri; Mugiliformes; Mugilidae. The coding region runs from base 342 to 2327 and encodes 661 amino acids.
UCACUGCCUCAGAGCUAAGCUAACAACAACAAUAACAACAUAGCAUUCCUGUGAUUACUACCUGCUGCGUAUUGCUGUAAAGUCAACUGAGCCGAAGUUAAGCGACAUUUGAAUCGACAAUAACAUGGUUUAUUGUAAUAUUUAACUUUUUAGCAGAUGCAUAACGGAGCGUCGGUUUUCUUUAUUCAAACACCCGUCGACGUUUGCAUUUAGCUGAAAUAGGUGCUGUGGUUUUCAGACCAGGCCAGACACGCUGACCAUAAGCAUAAAAAGCUACACACCAAGUGCAAAUAACUGCACAUUUGAAUAUCUGCCUAAGUCCUCAUAGAAGAUUUAUCAAAAUGAGGGGUUCGUACGGAGACAGAGACCGAGACCGUGGUCGUGACAGAGGCAGUCCUCGAUUCGGAUCCAGCAGAGGCGGACCACCGCCGGGUAAAAAGUUCGGGAACCCCGGAGACCGUUUGAGGAAGAAGAGAUGGGACCUGGAUGAGCUUCCCAAAUUUGAGAAGAACUUUUACAGUGAACACCUGGAAGUGCAGCGAAUGAGCCAGUAUGAUGUGGAGGAAUAUCGCAGGAAGAAAGAAAUCACCGUGAGAGGCUCAGGCUGCCCGAAGCCCGUCAGCAGCUUCCAUCAGGCACAGUUCCCCCAGUACGUCAUAGAUGUGCUGAUGCAGCAGAAUUUCAAGGAGCCCACAGCGAUUCAAGCGCAGGGUUUCCCUCUGGCCCUCAGCGGGAGAGACAUGGUGGGCAUCGCUCAGACCGGCUCUGGGAAGACCUUAUCGUAUCUCCUGCCUGCCAUCGUGCACAUCAAUCAUCAGCCCUACCUGGAGCGUGGAGACGGACCCAUUUGUUUGGUGUUGGCCCCGACCAGAGAGCUGGCUCAGCAGGUGCAGCAGGUGGCGUACGACUACGGAAAGUCGUCCCGCAUUAAGAGCACCUGUGUCUACGGGGGCGCUCCCAAGGGACCUCAGAUCCGAGACCUGGAGCGAGGGGUUGAGAUCUGCAUCGCUACUCCGGGUCGUCUGAUCGACUUCCUGGAGGCUGGAAAGACAAACCUGCGUCGCUGCACUUAUCUGGUUCUGGAUGAAGCCGACCGUAUGCUGGACAUGGGCUUCGAACCGCAGAUCCGCAAAAUUGUUGACCAGAUCCGGCCGGACAGACAGACUCUCAUGUGGAGCGCUACCUGGCCUAAAGAGGUCCGGCAGCUGGCCGAGGACUUCCUGAAGGACUACGUCCAGAUCAACGUGGGAGCUCUGGAGCUCAGCGCCAACCACAACAUCCUGCAGAUUGUUGAUGUUUGCAUGGAGAGUGAAAAGGACAACAAGCUGAUCCAGCUGAUGGAGGAGAUUAUGGCUGAGAAGGAAAACAAGACCAUCAUUUUUGUAGAGACCAAGAAGCGUUGUGACGACCUCACACGCAGGAUGAGACGGGAUGGGUGGCCGGCGAUGUGUAUCCACGGCGACAAGAGCCAGCCAGAGAGAGACUGGGUAUUAACAGAGUUCCGCAGCGGCAAAGCUCCCAUCCUCAUCGCGACGGACGUGGCCUCGCGCGGUUUGGACGUGGAGGAUGUCAAGUUCGUCAUCAACUACGACUACCCCAACUCGUCCGAGGACUACAUCCACCGCAUCGGACGCACGGCCCGCAGCACCAACAAAGGCACGGCGUACACCUUCUUCACCCCGGGGAACCUCCGCCAGGCCCGCGAGCUGAUCCGGGUCCUGGAGGAGGCCCGACAGGCCAUCAACCCCAAACUGCUGCAGCUGGUGGAUACGGGACGUGGAGGAGGCGGAGGAGGCGGCCGUUCCCGUUUCCGCGGCAACUCCAGCUCCUCCAACAACCCCAACCUGAUGUACCAGGACGAGUGUGACCGGCGGAUGCGCUCGGUGGGCGGCGGCGGCGGCGGCUCCAAGGACGGCCGCGGGGGGGGCGGCGGCGGCAGCAGCAGCUACAGCCGAGACAGGAGCAGCCGGGACGGGGAGCGCUCCUCUUCUUCCUCCUCUUCGUCCUACAGGGACCGAAGCAGCAGGGACGGAGGACGCAGCUACGGCUCCGGCUCCUACGACCAGUACCAGAACAACAACGGCAGCAGCAGCAGCAGCAGCAGCAGCAAGUACAGCAGCUCCAGGGGCAGCUCCGGGUCCGGCUCCGGGUCCGGGUCCGGGGGUGGCCAGGCCCCACCGCCGGCCCCCGCUCCUCCUUCCUCGGGCCCUCAGCCCCUCAUGGCCCAGCAGUUCAACCCCCCCCAGCCCAUGAUGGGCCUCAUGGGACACUCGCCGUUCCAGUUCGCUCCGCCGCCGCCGCCGUCGUCUCUUUCAGGCAGGAAAUAAGCUUUAGAGUUAUUUCAGAUUCUCACAUUCCACAAGAGAGGCUCCGGCUCUUUCUCCUUUAAAGUCUUUAUUUUCUUUAUUUGGCGGAAGGUUUAGUUGAGCGGUAACGACUUGGGGGGGAAAGGAAAAGUUUUUGUACAAACACAUUUUUGUAACGUGAGCCUCUUUUAGAUUUUUCCCUUUAGGUAUAUCACAGGUAGGUGCUGAUGUUGACUCUCUGGCGUAUUUCUUUAUUUUUGUGUUUAAAACUUUGUAAAACAAACAAAAAAAAAAAACUUUUUUGAAAUAAUGAAGAGAUUCUGAUGUGUCUUAGAGUUAAAAACAUUUAUCUUCAUGUGGUGGAUAAUAAUGUAGUGUUCAUGGCAUGUAAAUUAGCUUUUCUUUCUUUUUCCAAGUUUUGUAUUUACUAACCCACUGUAGGUUGUUUAGUUCGUCACCAGGAUACGAUUGAGGUUUCCUAACAGUAAGUCCCUAUUUACACUUUGUUUCUCAUGUUUAAUAAAACUCUUCAGCAAAGUUCUGUCUCUGGGAAGUAAUAAUAAUAAUAAAAAAAACAUUUAGAUCACAAAGAAGAAAAAAAACAAACUUUAUUAUAACCCAUUUGGAAUAUUUUUACCAGUGUUUAUGCUGUUGCACAAGUCAAAUGUACAGAAGAGUUGCCGAUGAUUUCAGUCUCGUUGGGGAAUGUGAUUCACUCAAAAACGUUUGUGGUCUGGAGUCUCUUGAUGCUCCUGCAAAGAUCUAACGUUGCUGAUUGGUUGUAGGACCAUCCAGUUGCAUCCCCCCCUCCCCAUCCGUUGGUUGAAACACUCCCCCAAAAUGGCGGCUCCGUUUGCAUCACUCAAUACUUCAAGAUAAACUUAGCGCUAAAGAUUUAUUUAGUGAAAACCGUACUAAAGAAGUCCCAUUUUCUCUACUACGACGAACAAACGACGGAUGAAGACGACCUUUCGCUAAACUUUAAAUAAUGUUAGAACUGCAAAAUAGGCACAUGUGGCGGGAAAGUACACGGCUCUGAUGUUACAGCUACGUUUUGUUCUUUACACCAGAUUAAAAAGGGCGAGAAAACAUCAAAACAAUCCAAAAAAAACAAAAA